AUGCCUUUGUCCCAUCUCUUCAGAACAUGCAGUCUCAAAAGCUUCAUGGGCCAUAAGAGGAAGAAGUCUGCGCUGCCGGCUCCGCUACCUUUAGCCGCAAGUGCAGUCACUUUCCCUUCAUCUGAGCUGCCAUCUUCGGAGAUUGCUGCUGCGCACAGCACCUCGCCCGCGAGCGCUGCACUUUCCGACUCCACUGUGCCUACGAUCCCUCCAUGGACCCCUCCGGAUUCUCCAUCGCAAUCUAUGCCAGAGGCGGUCGUGUCUCCUUCUCCAGAUACUUCUUCUCCCAUUCCACAAGAGUGUCGAAAUGGAUUGCACGCCAACCGUCUCCAUUUGAACACCACUUCCGACUCGUCGAUGAGCGACGUUUCUGUCUCGACCACUGACGAUGACCGCGUUAUGAGAACACUUACCGUGGUUUCUGCCCAAAUCAACAAGCAUGGUAGCAGUUCGAAGGCCGAGCAAGCGUUGAACGCCCUGGAUGACAAAGUUACCACGAUCCAGGAUCAAGAAACCCUGGUGACUACUCUAUAUGCCCAAAUCGAGCCGGCAGUGGCUCUUGAAGCUGUCAGUGGCGUCAAAAAAUCUAUCGAAGAUGGGAUAAAUUUAUUUCUUGACGGCAUGCCUGUUUUGAUGAAAGCUUUGGAUGAAGUUGCGGAGAUUCACCCAUUCGUUCAAGCGGCCGUCCUCGCAUUCAAAGCUGUGCUCGAAACGAAACGGCAGGCAAAUGACGCGAAAAUUACUGCUCUGUACGUGGAGAUGAAGGAUAUGAUUGCGGUUUUGAUUCAAUUGAAGAAUGUAAAAGAUGUGGAAGAUGUUGGCCCGGGCGGCAUCACUCUGAAAGGCCGUCUGCAGAAUCUCGUGAAGACGACUGCGAACGACAUGAAGAAAUGUGCGAAUGCAUGUGAUGCGUAUUCGAAGCUACUUGUGAAGAUCCUCACAGGACCACUGUGGGAAAACAAACUCGCGGAUUUUGUCUCCACAUUCACAGAGCGUAGGACCCAAUUUGAAUUCACUUUGUCAAUUCACAUUGGCCGUGGGGUUGACGAGGUGAAACGGAAACUGGAUAAUCUAGAGCAUGGUAAAAACAUGUUACUCAAGUUCAUGCGAACCUAUGUUCCGCCAGAGCAAAGAGAGCUUGUCGCAUUGGUGCAAAAGAAGGGAGGGACUAAGGCCGUUAUGGACAAUGAGGAAGUGCUGAAGGAACUCCAUUCCUACGGAUCGAGGCGCCCUACGAAGGCUGGCGACACGCAAAAUCAAGCAGGACAUGCUCGCGGCGAAGACGAUUUUAUAGAGCUGAAGUCAGAUCUUCAGCAAGAUCCUGAUGAAGCUGUCGAAAAAAAUCUCCAAACAUUUGAGCGCAAGUUUGAGAUGCAGAAGAGGCAGCUCAUCGAGGAAGUGGAGAGAGUGGUGAAACGCGAAAGUGACCGGAUUAUCGACUCCGUAACGUCUGGACCGCAUGACAAGGUCGUUGAUCGGGGAUGGCGCGGUACUGUGGAGGCUAGACACUUCGUCCUUGCUCUUCGGCAUUACUACCACGAAAAGACAGAUGGCAAGACCAGGAAGGAGUCUGCCACCAAGAGUGUUCUGACCCCUGACCCCGAUGCGUGGGCUCUGGAGUAUCUCAGUGUCAAGAGGCUACAGUCUAUCAUUGAUGCGCUUGACGAGGAUGCUGCAGGAUUCAUAACUGUGGCGGAAGCCAACAAAUUGACAGAAGUUCGUCCUCUCAACUGGAGCUUACUCCACUGGAUCGCCUAUUGGGCUGUCGGAUGGCGGAUCAAUGCCACAAUCUAUAUCCGCAGAAUCAAUGAACUAGUCGGAAAGAUGUUUGCAAUCAAGGAGGAAGUCUAUGCUACGAAUGGUCCCUAUGUCGACGAAUACCUUCACACUGUAUGGGCGGGGAUCACUAGCUUGACUUGUUCGAUGCGGCCCAUGACAUCCAGCGAUAAUCUUCAAGCACGAUUCAAAAGUCGCAUGGAUGCAGAAGAAGAGCGUAUCCGCACAAAUUUGGAGGCUGUACGAUACAAUAUCAAUGACAUGGAGACACUGUCGCUCAUCACAGGACCUGGAACGAUCGAGAAGGUCAGAGCAUUUUCAUCUAUUGAUAUUUUCAAACAGCAAAAGCUCGACCUCGAUCAACAAUUCAAAACUAUCUGGGGAGAGCUCGUACGUAUCUUUUUCACAACUGUCACGCAGCACGGUCGAUCUAUUUUCUCGCGAUACAUUCAAUUGUCGACUCGUAAAUAUGAUUUUGGGCGUCCACUCGAAGGAGACGAAGAGGACGAGCUUACGCGGUGUCGGAAGAGCCUCACACCUACAGAUGCUCGGUUUUACCUCACUUUGUACCUCUACCAGUUCAGAACCACUGCUGUUCAUUUUGGUGUCCUCUGUGACAACUGUAUUGGCGUCAUUGGCGGGACACGCACGAUCUGCAUAGAUUGUCGUACAGACCGUGCAGUCCGCACCGUCGAUAUCUGCCAAGACGAACGCUGUCUGAGUGCAGAGGUCAGGCGGUCCGACUUGGCAUCGCCUCACCUUCCAUCACACGCGGUGUACAAAGUCAGGAGAACGGUGCAUGAUCGGGAGUUCGGCCAGUUGGACAAGGAGGCCCGAGUAGCAUUGCAAAACGCCAGGGCGGCACUCAAGGAUGCUGCGGAGGUCAAAAAAAAGCAGACCAAGGACGCAGCAAAGGAAGAUGAUCGCAGGGCCAAACUGGUGAACGAUAAGCUGAAAUGCAUCGUGUGUAAGAAACGCGUCGUGCGACCUUGUUGGUUAUGCAUGACGUGUCGGGAUGAGUUGUUCUGGCUCGUGCGCGAUGCGUGGACUCAUUUUGUGUCUUCAGAUGUAUACAUCUGUCUCAACUGUGACCCGACGGACGGUAUCACCAUCGAAGGUCACGACAAGCGUCAUCCUUUGGUCCGGUAUCAGGAGGAAGUUGCCGCCAAGAGACCUUCGAGGAUCGAAGCCCUGGAACGCAAGCUUGAUGCCGUGGACGGCAAAAUCGCCCGGGUCGACGAACGCAUUCAACAGCUGCUGCAGAUGAUGACCAUGGGUGCUCGAACGCCUAGCACAGUGGUGUCAAUCUCAGCGGAGGAAACAGAGUAG
Sparassis crispa is the source of this 3105-nucleotide messenger RNA. RefSeq lists its product as hypothetical. The transcript has 11 exons. The record is from RefSeq and is a predicted model, not a curated record. Lineage: Eukaryota; Fungi; Basidiomycota; Agaricomycetes; Polyporales; Sparassidaceae. The coding region runs from base 1 to 3105 and encodes 1034 amino acids.